Messenger RNA from Acanthosepion pharaonis, 672 nucleotides. Lineage: Eukaryota; Metazoa; Mollusca; Cephalopoda; Sepiida; Sepiidae. The record is from the annotation of a GenBank genome assembly.
AUGCGUUUCACUCGCUUCGGGAAUUCCUUAAAAUCUUGCGCAGAAGAUAUAAUCAAUUGUUCCUUUUUACAUCCUGAGUACUUGUCGUCACCUCUCAUUUAUCUUUUGUUUCCCUUUUUAUUUGUUUAUUUUUUUUCCUUUUUUGCCUUUCCUUUUCUACUUUCGUACUUUAUAACUUCCCUCUUUUUAUCUUGUCUUUCUUUCUUUAUCUAUUUAUUUAUUUAUUUCAUUAAAGAAAUUAUUAAAGUAAUAUUUUUCACUUGUCUAGUUUGGUUUUCUUUUCGCUUAUUCUUUCUUUCUUUCUUUCUUUCUUUCUUUAUUUAUUUAUUUUCCAUCGUUCUUUCUUCCUUUCUAAUCUUUAUUUAUUUAUUUAUAUAUAUUUAUUUAUCCAUCGUUCUUUAUUUCUUUCUGUUUUUAUUUAUUCAUUUAUUUAUAUUUACAGUUUUCCUUUCUUUUCCGCUUGAAAUCGGUUUAUCUAUCUAUCUAUCUAUCUAUCUAUCUAUCUAUCUAUCUAUCUACAGUUUAGUUUGGUUUGUACGUUUAACAUUCAUAAAGAUCCCUGCCCUGCAGGGGUGGAUAACUUUUUUUUAUUCAUCGCUUUUCCCUUUCCUUACAAUGCUCCUCGGGGAAAUAUUUCAAUGGCGGGUCACUUACACGGGUCCCCGGUGGUAA